Messenger RNA from Podospora pseudocomata, 1075 nucleotides. RefSeq names its product GTPase regulator Nrf1 (gene nrf1). Bases 343 to 735 code for a protein of 130 amino acids. The transcript has 2 exons. Gene Ontology annotation, cellular component: vacuolar transporter chaperone complex; fungal-type vacuole membrane. Lineage: Eukaryota; Fungi; Ascomycota; Sordariomycetes; Sordariales; Podosporaceae. The record is from RefSeq and is a predicted model, not a curated record.
GGGCGCUGCGCGGCAACAAAAACUCAUCACGUGAGCCCUUCGACACCAACCACUCAAAACCAGGGACCAGACCCACGUGCAUUCGUGUUUCGGCUGCAAGCGCUGCGGGACCCUCUGACGUUGUGUCUCUGAUCAAUAUUGAAGCUUCAACCUCUGCGCCCCCAACUGGCACCAUCUGGAGCACUUGCACUGCGGCGCAACAGCUUUCUCCAGUCGAAACAGCACCACCAUACCAACCGACUCAAUCUCAACGGUAUCGCCAAAACAUCUCUUUAGAUAAUCGAGUUCAUAUCUAUAUACCACCCACGUCGGAACGGAUAAUUAUACACAACCACCGUCACCAUGUCCAGCCAACCACUCCUCCAAACCGCCCCAAGCAAGCGCAUCGCCCUCCCCACCCGCGUCGAGCCAAAAGUCUUCUUCGCCAACGAGCGCACCUUCCUCUCAUGGCUCAACUUCACUGUCAUCCUCGGCGCCCUCGCCAUCGGCAUGCUCAACUUUGGCGACCGCCCCGCCUUUAUCUCCGCCUUCUUGUUCACCGGCGUGGCGAUGGCGACCAUGAUUUAUGCCCUGAUAACGUACCACUGGCGAGCAAAGUCUAUACGGAUGAGGGGGCAGGCCGGGUUCGACGACAGGUUUGGCCCCACGUUUUUGGCGAUUAUUCUGCUGCUGGCGGUGGUGGUCAACUUUGUGUUGAGGAUCACGUACUCGCAUCAGGAGGGGGAGAAGCCUUGAGUUGGAAGAGGUGGUCUUUUUGGGAUGGAGAGUAAAGGGAAGGAAUUGUGGGGGGUGAGGGGAGGGAACGGUGGUGUUGAGAAGAAGGCUCGGGCCGUACUGGCAUUCGCUCUUGUGGCUUGGGAUCGGUGUAACAACAACGGACUGAUAUCUUACUGGGGCCUGUUGCGUGAAUUUGGACUAGUAUUCGCAUGGCAUUGUAUAGCAUUGCAUUGGCUGCAUGGUAGUUGGGUGUCUUGGUUUAGAUUGUAUAUAAGAGACGCGGCGCAUUUUUUUUCUAUCAACGUUUCAAUUGAUAUAGUUGGAGUUUCCUAGGAGGCCACAAUUUCAUGAGGCCAAU